Tribolium castaneum (red flour beetle) is the source of this 5300-nucleotide messenger RNA. RefSeq names its product GUK-holder (gene gukh). Gene Ontology annotation, biological process: cell differentiation. NCBI's taxonomy places the organism in Eukaryota, Metazoa, Arthropoda, Insecta, Coleoptera, Tenebrionidae. The transcript is spliced from 6 exons. The coding region runs from base 162 to 5027 and encodes 1621 amino acids. The record is from RefSeq and is a predicted model, not a curated record.
CGGUAUCGGCAACCUCGUGCAUUUGUUUGCCGGCAAUCUGACAGUGAGGUAGCUGCGCGUCCGCAAGGCGCGUAUCUUCGGAUUCAAAAAAUGGAAAACUUGGUAAAGACUCACAGAAUGUGAUAGUGCGCGAACUGAGUGAAAAUGAAGUGUUGGUGAAAAUGCCGUUCGUGCAGCGAGUUGUCGAGCCGAAAUUUUUGAGUCGGACGAGUCUCUGGGACGAAGAGGGCAAGCCUCUGGUCUCCGACGAUGAGCUGGAGGCCGUCACCAACAACACCCUGAGCAAUGCCUUGCGGCAACUCGCCUCCUUGGUGCUGAUCGCCGAUGACAUCUUCGCCGAACUGGGCAGUCAGCUCAAGGAGAUCAACAAGAGGUCCGAGGGUCUGAAGGCGAAGAUCGCGGCUGUGGAGGGAAAGGUGUCGGCGUUUGAUCCCAAGAAGGUUACAGUUCCUGAAAGUGAUAUUUGCACUUUCGCCCUACUCAAAAACCACUACGCUGCCAAAUGCAACCCCGAGACCGGGCUCUUCACUGCCAGCACGCGUCCCCGAGCGCUCCAAAGUCUCUAUGAAGCCGCCACAAAGACUCCGGUGCACCUCAUGCGCCAGCUGGAUAGAUGGCGUCGCGACGGUCAUCGGUCUUCACGCUUCUUCCUGUGCACGCCGGUGUUGGGCAACAAGAGACGGAAGAUCAGGAAUAAAGUGGACAUUGACAUUGAGACUCGCAUGCCUGCAGCCGUCCAAGAAUUGCGCAGAUGGACUUCAAGCGAAGCCCUCGGUGACAUAACAGUAACUCCUGAUUGUCCUAAUCGAAUUGCGCCCAAUUUCACUCUAACGGACGGCGAAGCAACGGAUGGAACUGCAGUUUCAGACGAUGAAGGCAUUGACCAUAAGCUGCCGUCGCCUGAGGAACAACUUCAAGUGGUCGCGCUCAAGUUCCCUGCUGAAAUCGUCGCGGUGGAUGUUUCAGGGAGGAGCUUUGAUCGAAUGUCGAUACAGAGAAGGUCGCUUUUGCACACCGACGCUAACGCGGCGAAAGCGGAAGAUCCCAGUUUGAAAAGAAGGACGAGAACUAGAAGACCGAGGACUAGGAGAAGGAACACGCUUGCAGGAACCGACCAGAAGGAGAUUAGAGACGCGCUGACUGCCGGGGAGGAGCCAUGCUCUUCAGCUAAUAAUCAUGAGACUGAAUCCACAACUAUCGGUGCUGUAAGUCGCAGUAAAAGCAGCGAUCUUUUACGUUCGUCAAACAAAAAAGACUCCCCCGACAAAAAAUCACACUUUAACACUCUCAAACAAUGGGGCAAGAACCGCUACGACCGCUUCAUGAACAAGAGUUCCGAAUCAAAAUCGGAAAAGAAAGACGACAUCGACGACUUCAACAUUUACGAAACCGUAACAAUGAAACGCAAACGCAACGUCGACAAAGACCGUCGCUCGCACGAACGCAACCCUUCGAUCUCCUCAUCGGAGAAAUCCAGCGUCAAUCUCCCCGUCUCAAGCCCCCUGUCUUCAGUGAUGAACAUCGCCGUGAAAUUACGCGAGAGUUCCGCUCAAAGACGGCAGCGAAGAUCCGGUGGCAGUAACAAAGACGAACCUCCGCAUUCCUCAAGUGGAAAUUGGAGCGCAAGCUCGGAAAGCGGCCGAGCUUCCAUUGGCUCCGAAUUCACAAGCACCACUCAGCCGAAAUCCACCACAUCGGCCGCAACAUCAAACAACUCUCUCAACCAACAAGCGCCCAAUUCUGCAAACAGCAGACGGCGAUUUGUUGCAAACACGUCAACCUCAAGCAGUAUUACGAGCGAAGGCACUCUCACGCCCGACAUUAUCCACGACCUGCACGAAGACGGCGAAACCAGCUCCGUCUAUUCGUGCGAUACGGAAGGUUACUACACGUCCUUCCACAUGGACAGCGGGCUCAAGACCCUCAAAGAGGAGGACCUCCCGUGCACUCCCUUACAUUCCACCUCCGCCUUUUCCUCCAGUUCGAACAACACAAUGACGGCGGAAAACGAAUACGAACUCUUCGGCAAAGGCUCCACCUCGACCACCACCAGCUCGGCUGGCACAGUCUGCACGACUUUGCGCGCCUCUGAGAGCAAUCGAUCCCUAAAUGGAUGUCCUGCAGUCCCCGAAAGAAAAAGCUCCUUAUCGAAACACUCCAAUAAGGAUAAUUCGCCGGAAAGUUCCCUCGAACGUGACGAAACUAGCGAAAAAACCGGAACCGUGAAACGAAGUCCGGCGACAAACAAGGCAAGUGUCGUCGCAAUGGUCCACAAACAAGUCAACGGGGACGUAUCCCCCGACAGUGGCCAUAACACCUCCAGCUCACCGAUCGAAUCAAUCAGCAGCCCCAACGGGGUCAGGAGUGGAUCAGAAUUCGAGUUUUCCGAAUCUUCCGACAUGGAAGGUCCCGAAAGAAUCGAAAGAAUCCGCAUAAAAACUACAAUUAAUUCGAGUAGAAUACCUUCGAUGUGUGUGAUUACACCGCCGCAUAGCGACGACGAAAGUAUCAAAAGCUACAAUUUGAAUAAUUUCAAUAAACGGAACUUGAUUGAUAGGAGGAAUGCAGACAGAAACAAGCUAGAUUUGAAUUUGAAAACAAGCGAGAACGAAGUGAAUUUGUUAAAAUCGAGCGACUCGGAUAAGGAGAAUUUUACAAUUCAAAGCCGGAUUAUUAACGGGACGAACAAAAUGCAAGUUAUUAAUGUUAAUCCCCAGUCGGGUUACGCCACGGUUGAAGUGGUCGAUGCCAACGAAAACAUAGACGUUAACAAAAGUAGUAAAGUUUUAAGAGCACCGUCACCCAGUGGCGGCACUGUCACUAUUAACGAAACACCGGGGAAAUCACCCCCGACACAACCAAUAAUCAAAGCGACUCUUCUUCCGUUUAAUAACAUGUUUGGAAGAAUUAAAACCAACUUAGCUAAUCUCACUCGACGCGAUAGCAAGUCGCCUAAUAGGAACAAUCAGGCAAUUAGUGAGGAGAUGGGUGACUCAGGCGAAUACGUAACACUAGCCGACGUUAAAAAUAACAAUGAGAAGAUUUUAACUCCGAAAACUGAAACACUUUAUGCGAACGAUAUUGUGCGAAAAAAUCUGAAAUUCAGUGGAGAGAAGAAAAGGGACACCGAAUACGUGUCUCUUGACGAGCUCCCUCGUAAUGAGGACCAAACCGCCGCUUCCGCGGACAAUACAAACGACUCUCUUGAGAGAAAGAGACGUCAAGGUGCACGUGUAACUCUAGACGCAGAGGGUAAAGUGGUCUACAGUUCGGACAGUCUCCGGAGGAGGAAAGGGGCCCAUACAACAUUCGAGCCCGGUCCAUUCGUAAAAACCACAGCUAGUCCCUCUCAAAGCCCGCUUCCCGUGCACCGGCUCCCCAAAUCAGUGCGUCCUCCCCAAGACUCGAGCCGUCCGCUGUCGCCCCAGCUGGGCAAGCUAGUGAUCCGGGCCGUUCCGGGGAUGACAUCGCCGACGACCGAGUUUAUCCGGAUCCCGCCCUCGACCAUCGUGGCCCCCAGCGUGCGCCCCACGUCCCCGAAGGCCGCCCGCGGGGCCUACGUCCACAUGCAAGACACCGGAAAGCCUGCUCAAGACAAAGACCGAGUACCUUCACCAUCUAGUUACCCAGUAAAUCAUCCAGCUCAAGAGAUGUAUUACAGAGGAACUAUUUUGGAUGAAAAUGUGGACAAAAGGAGUCAAUAUUAUUUCCAAAAGGGUGGUCCCAUGUACCAAACACUACCAUCAAAACGAACCCAAUUUUUCCAAUCAGAAAUCAAUCCCGAACGAUCUGUUACUCCAGACAUUACCAGGGGCCUGGAACGUAACCCGAAAACCACCUACAGCUCAUAUUCACGCCCCGACCAAAACUUGCUACACCAAAAAUUGGGAAUUCCAGUCAAAAUUCCCGACGUUAGCAACUUCAAACUACCAUCACAGAAAGUGCCUUUAUCGUAUCGACCUAUUGACAAUUAUCAAGAGAAGCCUAACUCAUAUUUCGCACACAUAUCACCCCAUAAAACCACCGAAGAUAGCACUGAUUCCAUCAAGAUUUCACCAAUUGAUCCUCGUAAUUCUGGCAAUUUCCAUUCUUCAACACCUUUAGCUAAAGAUUUGAAAGCCGCAGUCAAUUUAGAAAACAAGCUUCUUUCGCCCAAAAAAUCAACAAUGAGUAACGAGGAACUCUACGCCGUUAUCCACAAAAAUAAAAAGAAGAUGAACAUAAACACGGAGGAAAAUCGGGCUUCGCCCGUAAGCAGAGAAGUUGUUACAACUCCACCCCCGGUCAAAUCACCCGAAACCGGGUAUAUCGGGGACAAAACCCGCUCCAGACUCAGUUGGUCACCUUCCAAAGGCGAAUACGUUGAUUUUAAUUCAGACAUUGAUAAGUUAUCGCCCCCGAACGAGUCCCGCUCAAGGCAAAGCUGGGCUUGCAGUGACAGAAAAGGCGCAAGCCAAACAUCACGAUUAGAUUUUAAAAAACUGCUCUUACAAAAGAGCAACGUGCUCGCUAGUAACACCAAAAAAUUAUCAGCUGUCGAACAGCUGAAACUCUCCAAACAACAAAUCCAAAAAUCGCCACAACCCCCUCCGAUGAGUAUCCUCGAACUGAGCGGGUCCCCGCGGAGUCUUGUCAAUCGCAAAUUCGCGAACAACCGGCAAGACUCGCCACGAAGUACCCCCGAAAAGCCCAAACCGGCGCCCAAGUUAAUGUCCCCAAGGUCGCAGUGGAGAUUUGCCAAUCCGAGAACUGAUGUUCUCUCUUCUACAAUACUGGAAGAUUGUAGAGAAGACGAGAGCCCGAACAAUUCCAUGGAAAAGAAAAAAUCCUCACCGUCGACCAGUGAGAACAAGGGGACGCCGCAAACGUAUUCGUCCAUAUCUCAGAAGAUUCAAGCUCAAAGAGCACAGUUUUUCACUUCCGGAAUUACGGACGUUCAGUCCAAGUCAUUGAAGAAUAGUCAAUAUGAGGAUCAGCAAAGUAAGGAAAAAUGCUCAAUGCCGCCCACAUUAGAAACGGCAUUUUAAUCUUCGAUUAUUUAUUCUUUUUGUACAUACGUUUGUAUUUCUCAGCAUUUUCUUGUCUUAAUUUAUUUAUCACUGUCUAGUCGACACGCCAUUAGGUACAUACUUUUUAUAUAUUUUAUAUUUACAUGAUUCAAUUUCGUACUGUACAAACUUUUCCUGUAGAUAAUACGUAAUUUGUGAGGCUUUUCAAUGAAGCUUUUGUUGAUUCGAAUGACAUAAAUUAUUAUAAAUUUUAAUAUAUUGGAUUUGUAAAUAAAAGUUUUCUUUUCGUAA